Brassica rapa (field mustard) is the source of this 10169-nucleotide messenger RNA. Its product is annotated as beta-glucosidase 23-like. Gene Ontology annotation, biological process: carbohydrate metabolic process; response to salt stress; glucosinolate catabolic process. Lineage: Eukaryota; Viridiplantae; Streptophyta; Magnoliopsida; Brassicales; Brassicaceae. The record is from RefSeq and is a predicted model, not a curated record. Gene Ontology annotation, molecular function: beta-glucosidase activity.
AUCAGUCAUUAUAUAUCACGGUCGCAGAUAUAAAUCUAAGUUGGUUUAAGCAUAACAUACAUGUUUAAGCAUUUAACUAUAUUAUUCAUGAACAUUUUGGAAUCUUAGAUGUUCAAACGACUUUACAUGCAUAGCUUCAAUAGAGAAAUUGUGCUAUACGUAUCCUUUUGUAGUAGACGGAUUCCAGAGUUUGAUGUUUCAAGAUUUAUUUUCCUUUUGAUAUAUACACAUAACAAUGCAAUCAGUGUAUGAUUCAUUAGGAGAUUAUGAUGUCUUCAUCUCCACGGUGAUGAUUUGAACUUGAUCCAUCUAUGCUAAACCUCCAUGGCUUUUCCGUCAUCGUUAUAGUAUCAUCAAGGUUCCUUUCUUGAACCCAAAACUCUUACCAGGACUUGUAUCUUUGUCCACAUCUUUUUCUUGAUCAUCAUCACAUGCCAAAAGCGUCUUUGUUGCUGUUUUUCAUUAAGCCAUUAAGGUCUAGAGAGACAACUUCUGAUAAAUAACUCUUGGACACCAUCAUCUUUAUUAUCUUCCAUAAGCUUUCGUCUGAUGCGAUUAGCUCUGACUCUUCUGUGGAUGGUCAUAUGCCCUCCUAGUGCUUGAGCAUUUGAGAAACCCUUUAGCCAGAACCUGCAUAUGUAAGAUCUUGACAGGGAAUUGUACUCGCUUUAAUGACCGUGUCUCGAUACGCGAUCGGAAUAAUCAUCCUGGGUUUUAGGGUUUUUUUUUAUUUUUUUUUCAUAUAAUAUUUAGGUUUCUUCUGUAAAAAUAAAGAGAAAUAUGAAAAAAGGAAAAUUGUGAAAAUUUAGCACUAUGGUGAAGGAAGAACAGGUGAGAGGAUUGUCUAAUUGAUUUCAUAAAAAAAAAUGAAAUGUAUCAACUCGUUAAUUGCGAUGGCUCUAAUCAAAAUUUACAGUUCCAAGACGACAAAACAAGAAAAUGAAACAACCGUUGAUCUAUGUCAUUACAUGAAUAAUUUACUAGUGUUUUAUAGUCAUUCUAUUCCGAAAAUAUCUAUGUUUUAGUAUUUUCUGUGAUGUUAAUGUAUUAAGAGUAUUAUUUCCACACCUAAAAUCAUGGCACAAUAAAAAAAAACACUUUUCGUCACUCUUCGUCACCCUAUCUUAUCAUCUCAGCUAGUAUAGCAUCUGCUGGUUAUUAAAGUUUUUACUUAUCUCAACUUAUAUAAAUAUUAUCAGAUGAUAUAUGCAAGUUACAUUGGUGUUAAUUGUUUUUUAUAUAUUGCAUGUUAACUUCAAAUUGAUAUCAAACGUAUAACUCUCAGGAAUUUCAUUGGAAGCAUAUCUAAUCACCAUAAAAUUACAUAACUGCAUUAAUACUUGGAAUUCAUCGAAACUUUGAUUCACAUAUCAACUAUUGAAAAAGACGUGUUAAAAUUAAUAUAUUAUCGUGAAAUCAGUUUCCUUUUCACUUGCCUCAAAUAAUGAUGUUAAAAACAAACUAACCUAUUCGUUAUCGUGUCACCGUAUACGUAUUGUAAGUAAGGAGAAGGUAAUCCGCAUCCCGAGGAUUAAAAGUUACGCUGACUCACACAUAUAUAUGCCUAGCUAUGCAAUUAAACUUUAAACCUCAGGAUGCCGAUUACCCGGUCCUCACCAAUACUCGCCAUAUAUAGAUGCAUAACUUCUUUCAUUUGCUUUUAUCUUGUAAGAUCUCGUUUUUUUUAAUCUUUAAAAGAUCUCGUUUUAGGAGUUCUUGUUGUUUUGUUUUCGUUGUUGAUAAGAGCAUGUACAUCAGUGAACCCCAUGGGAGGGGUUCACAAAGCAUUUUUUUAUUAUUUUUUUUCUGUUUGAAUUUUGUUUAAAAAAAAAAAAAAAUUAAUCGGACCAAUCGCGGGUCGCCACGCGCCGUGGGACCCGCGCUACAGUGUUGACCCGGGUUCAGUGCAGUGAACUUGCAAGAGACAGAUUCACCUUUUUUACUUAUUUUAAUAUUUUUUUUUCGAAAACCGUGUGAACUCCCCCAUUGAACUCUCAAUGGGGAUGCCCUAAGUUACUAGGAAAUUGUGAGGCCAAAUAGUAUGUGAGAGAAGAUGCUUAUUCGAAAGGUUUAAUGCUAUGAGAGCAUAUACAUGUUUUCAGGUUUUAUCGUGCAUUUGUAUGUUUUAAUCUUAGCUUUGUUUAAGUAAAUGUUAGAGCUAUAAACUUACGCGUAGGAUACUAGGAUCGAUGUAGAAUUUGUCCUCGAAAAAUUAUAGCGUCUUUAGGAGGAUAGCUAUAUUUGAUUGCUACUAGAAAAAAAUGUGUAUAUAUGAUUUCUAUGUGAGUUUCUUAUAUCUAACUCAGAUUUAUUAAGGCAUCAUUUACAACUUUCGCAAAAUGUGUGGUUGUGAGUUUGGAUACGGAACGUAAACUUUAUUUCAAUCAAGACGAAACUAAUUACCUUUCACUUUGUUAUGAUAGUAUGAUAGGGUCCAGGGACAGAGCAUAAGUAGAAAAUAUCUUUUGUUUUUGAGCUUGUCUUCACAUGAGUUUCUGUCGCACAAAUGUGAUCUCCUUGUAAAACAUUAUUUUAAAUUCAGAAAUGAUAUUUUGUUUUGUUUUUAAAACGAUGAAACUAAUUAAAUAAGUCAUUUGAUUGCAUAUGUGAUGUAAUUUGCUUAAAAACUGUUUUUUUGUUAGUAUUAUUCAAAACUAAAUCUCUAUAUAGGCUGGUUUUUAAUACAAAGUUGUGUCGACAAAUAUAAAAAGGUCAAUGACAGGUCGAUGGAACUAAAAAUCAUGAGUUUUGAAUUCACAAUAUAUAUAUAUAUAUAUAUAUAUAUAUAUAUAUAUAUAUAUUACAUCCUACUAUAUAUUAAAUGAAAAGUCACUUUAGUGAUUUUUGCUUACGUGUCGAUCAUAUGUGAAUUCUUACAAAAUUGUUAUAAUUUGAUUGAUCGACGAUUUUUAACUUUUAUAUAUUUUAAUUAGAUCUAAAAAAAAAGUAAGUCUAUAACCAAUUAAUAUCACUUGUCAAAUAAUUUACAUAAUAUUACAAAUAAUGCUUUAUGGUAAUUAAUUGUUGAAAUUAUAGAAAGAUAAAUUAAUUGACAUUUUUUUAUAUAUCAAAGUUACAUAAAAUAAUAAAUGACAAACCUUUUAUAUAAAUCAAUAUAAUCAUUUUAUAUCCUUAUUUAAAAACAUUAUAUUUAUAUAAAUUAUCAUAAUGACUAUUAACAUCUUCUAAAGUUCAUAUUAUAUGAUUUAUAAAUCAUCUAGAAAAACAUUCAUCAAAUUAUUUAUCUUGGGUUAUUGUAUAUUUUAAAUUAUUAUAAGAGUUUGUAAUCAUCUAUAAGAGUUUAAAAUCAAAUCUAUAUAUAUAUCCUAUUAUAUAUUAAUUGAAAAGUCAUUUAAGAGAUUUUUGGUUAUGUGUCGAUCAUAUAUGAAAUCUUAAAAAACUGUUAUAAAUUGAUCUACAUAAUAUUACAAAUAAGUCUAUAAACAGGUAAUAUCACUUGCCAAACAAUCUAUAUAAUAUCACAAAUAAUUAUUUAUGGUAACUAAUUGUUGAAACUAUAAAAAGAGUAAUAAUGUUUGAUCAAUUUUUAUAUAUUUAUAAACAACAAAAAAUAGUAAACAAAAAAGUUUAUUAAAGUCUGAUAUAAUGAUUUUAUAUUCUUAUAUAAAGCCUUAUAUUUUUAUAUAAAGAAUUAUAAUAACUAUUAAUAUCUAAUAAAAUUCAUAGAUGCUUUAUAAAUCAUUUAUAAAAUUGUUUAUCUUUGCUUAUCAUAUGUUUUAAAUUAUGAUAAGAGGUUUUAAUUUAUUUAUACAAGCUUAUAAAUUAAUUUAUAAAAUAUAUUUUUAAAUUUCAUUUUAUAUUAAACAAUAAAUCACUUAAUUGAUUUUUUCUUAGGUGUUGAUCACAUGUAAAGUUUGAGAAAAAAUAUUAUAAGUUUAUUUGUUAAUGGAUUUUCAAUUUUUAUUUAUUUUAUGAGUACGAAAAUUAGUUCUAGAAAUAGUUGCACAAAAUAAUUUAUGGUAAUUAAAUAUGUGAUUUAUAUAAUAUAUAUAAUGCUUCAUAAAAUCAUUUUUAGCAAUCAAGUAUUUCUAAACUAUAUAAAAUAUUUCAAAAGUCUCAGUGUUAUAUACCUUCAAAACAUAAAUAAUUUUAUUAAAAAUUGAAUCAUGAAUAUUAUGCAUAACUAAAUUUAGUACAAUUAUCAAUACAAAAUAUCAAAAAAUAUUUAAAAUAGUCAUAUUUAUCUAUUUUAACAAUUAUUCGUAGAAACAAUAUUUAACAAAAACACAUAAUGAUAAAAACAUAUUUUAAUUUAAAAAAAUUAUGAUAUAUAUAUUGUUACAAAACAUUCAAACCCGCAAAACCGCGGGCAUCCACCUAGUAUUAAUUAUUUGAAAGCCCUUCUUAUUUUAAAUGUGAGGUUCCUAACAGAAUUCUAAAGGAAAAAAAAGCAAUUGAAUGCGGCAGCAUGUUAAACAUUGGUAAAUUUCAUGGAGCUAAACUCAAAACUAGUUUCUAAACUGGCAACUAUUUUGUAUAUAUAUAUAUAUAUUGUAAUUAAUCAACGUUUUGAUGUCGACCGAUCUAAUGAACCCACAAAUUAUUUUAUUACAACCACUUCAUUCGCAUAGAGUGUUUUCUGCGUAAUCACAAGGAAUAUAAAGCCUGAAAAGUAAAAGGAGGGAGCAUGAGACAUCAAAUCAUUAGAGAAAGGUUCUUUGUUCUCUAUGAGCCAAUGAUCAGAACUUAGGAUUAUGCUUUUUUCUAGACAAAUGAUAUUCGACUUCUUUUGACUGCCUUUUCUUGUUUAUUCUUGUUGCUUUUUAUAUACUAAAGAGAUCUUCCCUCGGAUCAUUAUUUGAACUGAUUCUUUUCACGAUUAUUGAUUUGUUUAGUUUGUAUAUAUAGGGAACUUUUUUUUGGGGGGGGGGGGGGGGGGGGGGGUGGGUGGGUGGGUGUGGUUUUAGGAUUAAUCUUACCUCCAGUGCAUCAUAUGAGAUGCAUCAUAUAAUAUCAACAGCAAAAAUAGUUUACAAGGUGGAAAAUUUCGAAGCAAUGGAAAAUUUUCAAUUGCUACACUCUCCUUAUUUGGUGCUGAUAUUUUUUUUCAUUAAAAAAAGUAAAAACAAUUACAUAUAUCCCGCAGGAUUAUAGCACCAACAGUUCGAAUCACACACGAUUCGCAUUGACAAAAUAAGCUACCAAUAGCAAAAAAUUAGACAAAAUGAAGAGACCAGUUUGAGAGAUAGGUUACUGUUGAAAGCAGAUUCCGUUGCUCCCGAGAUAGGAUGUCUAGUUUGGCUCGUAGGAUGAGACAUAUCUCUGAUAUCACCACCGCAGCCGGUCUAGAAACUUGAGAGUGAAGCCUUGUGUUCCUUUCUCUCCAAAUACCAUAGAUACAAGCUUGGAAAGCCAGUCUCACAAUAAACACAAUGUUGGAGUCUCUAGACGGGUCUUUCAACCAUCUGAUACCAUCAUCCAGCAAGGAAGGAGGUAAUAGAUGGAGCCUUGAGUAGAAGAAAGACCAAACCUCUGAGCUGAAGGCGCAAUCAAAGAAAAGAUGCUGCCUAGAUUCCAUGUUGGUUGAGCAUAGCGGACACUCUAAUGGGACAUGAAGUCUAACACGAGCUAGCACCCAAACGAGAAAAUCAUGCUUGGGUAUCCUUCCUUUAAACCAGAACACCUUAUGCCAUUCCACAACCAGGAGAGUUUCACUAACCUCCUGCCAUGUUGAUGCUGAUAUUUUGAUAAUUACGUUCUAAUUAGGGUUAGAAUUUAAAAUUUGUAUGGGUCUCAUAUAAACCAUGUUCUAUCAGCAGCUGGAAAAGACUAAUUUACUUUGUUGCUGGUCGCAGGUCUUUAACUCCCCUGGUUCCAAUAAAUAUUAAUAAUAAUCGGCCUUUUAGAUAUGAGUGUACAUUAGUUGGUUUCAAAUAAUUUUAUUAACCCUGAGAAUUUUUCUUCAAAUUAAUUGUAUACAUUUCUCACUUGAGAUCAACAUUUGAUAGCAAGGACAAAAAAGUUCUGCAUAUAUUACUAUCUUAGUCACCUAAGAUAGUGACAAACUGCUCUUGUGUUACUAAUGAAGUGAGGAAUUUUAUAUGUUAUUAGAUAUCCACAAUAUUAUAUACUUUUAGAAAUCUAUCGAUUUAAAGAAUUUUUUUUGUGGGUGGAAUUCUCAAUUUUUUUUUGUAAAUCGACUUUUAAAAUUAUAAGAAAAAUUUGUUUGUAUUUAAAAGUUGAAAGUUCAUAAAAAAAAUUGAUGAGAGAUUCUCUUAAGAAAUUAUAGUGAUACACUUAUAACUUAAUCGUCUUCUAGAGUUUCACUUCUUUAAUUCCACUAUUUUGUGUGCUAUGUCUACUUCUUUCGAGGAACUCAAUGAGCUAAAUGACAUAAACAAUCAUACAUUUUAAUGUAUUUCAGUAGGAAAAAUGUAAAAGGAAGAUUAUAUAUUAUAAUGUCUUGGUACGGAAAAAUAGAUUAUAAUGUUUUUCUUUUCUUUUAUUAAUUGGGCUUCUAUCAAAACAAACAAAAACAAAAGAGUAUUAAAAAUUACAUAGUUCAAGCCCAAGGCCUAUUGAUAGUCCAUCUGAUACAAGCUUAAAUUUGACAAGGAAAUUAUCUAGGUCAGACAAAGGAAGUUAUUUGAACCAGACAAUCAUGAGUUUACUAACCGAUACACACAAUUAAGAAUGGAGAAUCAGGAGAUGAAUUUUUACCGAUACUUUCAAAGGAGAAGAGCUUCGCGUUGAGAGUUUAUAAAGGAAUCUGAACCUGCUUACAAAACUUAGUCAACUAGUAAAAUCUCGAAGGCCUAAACCAAAGCCGAUACAAGACAUCAGCGAACAGGGAAAGUUAAAGAAUCUCGAAAGACUCGACCUCUAUUCCUAAUGACUGUGUUCUGUUUCAGCCAAUAUUACGGCCACCGCUCAAACUAUAUUACGAUGAAUACGAUCAUACGAUAAUUCCUUUCUGUGUAGAUCAUCUAGAUUGCUUUGCAUGACAGGUGAUAAGAUUGAGAGUUGCACUAACUACUUCAAUGCUAUUCUCCAUCGGAGUAAAAUCCGACGAAUGUUCCAUCCAUUCUUCUUUUGUACUAAAUUCUGAAGAGGUUUGUCGGUCGAGAAACUAACCUAGUCGUUAUGAAAUUUCGUAGCCCCAAAAAGAGAAAAGUAAUCUUUUACAAACAGUAGUCAUAUUUAUCUAUAAAAGUUUCAUUUUUCACAAAAAAAUACGGAAGGAUUCAAUAAAGAUUAAGUAGCAGUUACCCUAGUAUUAUUGUUUUUUUUUUUUGUAAAAUGGCAAAGUAGUAGUAUUAUUGUUGCUCGUUGAACACGGCAAAUGUAAAUAAUACACCUUCAAAAUUUGAAAACAAAGUAUAGAGUCACUCACCGCUAUUGUUGUACUGAAAAAUCUUCAUGUUAAGUAUAAAUGGUGUUAAGGACUAUUAUUAAUCGUAUUAAUUACAUAACGACGUGAAAACUUUAUUUGUUAGUUUCAAAAACUUUAUUUGUUUCGGAGUUUGCACCACGAAAUAUUCAGUCACAUGUUAAUAUAUGCUGCACGUUAGACACGCGGGAUAUUAUAUGUUCCAAACUCUGAAAAACUAAAUUAGUGAUCAACAUUAAAGAUCAUGCGGUGAAUCAUCCUAUAUAAAACUAAUAAUCAAAGAGGUCGUGCGAUGGAUCAUCUUACAUAUAUAUAUAAUAAUAACCAAAGAGAUCGUGCGAUGAAUCAUCCUAUGUACAAUAUUAUUUUGGUUUCGGCUCAACUUGCAGAAAAUAAAAGGAAAGUAGAGAAAACUAAACGAGGAGUAGCUAAAUAAGGUAUGCAGAUUCGAGAAUGAAUCAUUGAUAUAAGAAUCGUGAAUAGACGGCACUAGAGAAACUGGAUAGUUAAUAUCUGUUCACCAAAUUUUAGCAAAAAAAAAAAUAUCUGUUUAAACCGGUCCUAUAAUUUUGAGAAUUUUUUUUUGUAUAAAUUGUAAUAUAUUUAAACAAUUUAAAUAAAUUUAUGUUGAUUACAUUUUAAAAUUUUGAAAUAAAACCAAUGUUUAUUGGACUAUGUCUGGUUUGGAUUUGUAUUUAUUUUUUCUUUUUGUAAAUGAAAAAAAAAAACUAAACCUAACAAGUAGUAGCACUUGGACUAUGAGUUUAAAGAUGCAGUGGAGUGAAGGUUGAUUACUGUUACUCCAAUAUAAAAAAACACACAUCAAUGAAGAUUUAAUCGAAACUCGAUCUGGAUCUGCAGAGCACAAAAUCAAAAGAUGCUUAACGGGCCUGGUUGGCAUACUAAAAUAACAUAAACUUAGAAAUCAAUAAGUGAAAGGAAAUCACUAUAUAAAGAACCCCACUUAGAUGUAAAAGAAUCAUCCUAAACUUCUUUCUUGAAGAAGACAAAAACAACAAAAACAAAAAUGACUUUGCACAAAGUUCCUCUCAUAGGGCUGCUUUUGCUCCUAGCCAUUGUUGUCUCUCCGGCAACAGCUGACGGGCCUGUUUGCCCUCCUUCCACCAAACUUAGCCGGGCAAGUUUCCCUGAGGGUUUCUUAUUUGGCACGGCUACAGCGGCAUAUCAGGUACGAUAUAAGUUUCCAUUGAAUGAAACAUGUCGUGGACCGGCCUUAUGGGAUAUCUACUGUAAGAGAUAUCCAGAGAAAUGCAAAAACGAUAAUGGCGAUGUGGCCGUUGAUUUCUUCCAUCGUUAUAAGGAAGAUAUUCAGCUAAUGAAGAACCUAAACACCGAUGCAUUCAGACUCUCUAUCGCGUGGACAAGAAUAUUUCCUCAUGGAAGAAAGGAGAAAGGUGUGAGUCAAGCUGGUGUGAAGUUCUACCACGACGUCAUCGAUGAGCUCCUAAGAAAUGGUAUAGUUCCGUUUGUGACUGUUUUUCACUGGGACACUCCACAAGAUUUAGAAGACGAAUAUGGCGGCUUUUUAAGUGAGAGGAUUGUGAAAGACUUCCGGGAGUAUGCUGAUUUUGUUUUCCAAGAAUAUGGUGAUAAAGUGAAACAUUGGAUCACUUUCAACGAGCCAUGGGUUUUCGCUCACGCUGGUUAUGACGUAGGCAAGAAGGCACCAGGACGUUGUUCUGACUACGUAGAUCCUACGUGCAAAGGGGGACGAUCCGGAUACGAGGUUUACCUAGUCAGUCAUAACCUUCUUAACGCUCACGCAGAAGCCUUUGAAGCUUUCACACAAUGUGAAAAGUGUAAAGGUGGAAAGGUCGGAAUCGCACACAGUCCAGCUUGGUUCGAACCACAUGACUUUCAGGAUUCACAAGAUGGUGCAUCCAUAGGCCGUGCACUUGACUUUAUGUUGGGAUGGCAUUUGGAUACUACUAUGUAUGGGGACUAUCCACAGAUCAUGAAAGAUAUUGUUGGACACAGAUUGCCCCAGUUUACUGCUGCGCAGAAAGCAAAACUGAAAAACUCUGCCCAUUUCGUUGGCCUCAACUACUACACGUCCACAUUUGCAAACCAUGUCGAGAAUCCAGAUCAUUCUAAGCCAAGAUGGAAGCAAGAUUCUCUUAUUUCCUGGGAACCCAAGAAUUCAGACAAAUUCACCAUUGGUAGCACGCCUUCCACCGGUAAGCUACCAGUUUUUGCGAGAGGCUUUAGAAGUCUUUUGAAGUACAUCAAGGAUAAAUAUGCAAACCCUGAAAUUAUGAUCAUGGAAAAUGGAUAUGGAGAAGACCUUGGGGAAACCGAUUCAGUUGCAGUUGGUAUUGCUGAUCACAACAGAAAAUAUUAUCUUCAGAGGCAUCUUUUGAGUAUGAAUGAAGCUAUUUGCAUCGACAAAGUAAAUGUUACAGGAUACUUUAUAUGGUCAUUGUUGGACAACUUCGAGUGGAAUGAAGGUUACAAGAGCAGAUUCGGACUCUAUUACAUUGAUUUCAAAAAUAACCUUACACGUAUUGAGAAAGAAUCGGGCAAGUAUUACAGAGACUUCCUGAGCCAAGGUGUUCGUCCAUCUACGAUCAAGAGGGAUGAGCUUUGAUCUAUAUCUUCUUGAGGAUUUGAUUUAGUCUCAAUGUUUCGAUCUCUUCUUUUUCAGUUCUUCUUUAGUUUGUGAUUGACCAAGAUUCAUGAGGUCUUGGCUAGAAUAAAAGUGUUUUCUUUUUUUUUUCAUUUCUCAAUGCUUUGGAACUAUAAUAACAUUAUCCCUUUGGAGAAGUCGCUUUAUAUGUCAAGACACAUCCUUAACUUA